GGGCCACUUCCUCUUGGCCCGGAUUCUUCCCUUCCCAAGCUCUAACCCUGUGUUUUGAGCUUUUCCGAUCCUUUUCUCUGAUCUCAAUAGGGUAUUAAGGAUCGCGAAAGUUUCAAUUCUUUUCGGAAAGAUUGCGAAAUUGUUUUGGGAGUUUGGGUUUGAGGAAUCGUUUGGUUAGGUUUCCAUUAAUGUAGGGUGGUGAGGACCAAGCUUGAAUUGCUUGUCAAACCCUAAUUUGCUCUGGACAAGGAGAUCUUCAGGAUUGUGAAUGUUACAAAUUUUUGUUGGAAAGUUGGGAUAUUGUUUUGCGAGUUUGAGAUUAAGGAAUUGUUGGCUAGGUUUCCAUUAAUGGAGGGAAAUAAGGACGAAGCCCUUAGAUGUGUUUGCAUUGCUGAAGAAGCAAUUGGAUCGGGUAACAAAGAACGUGCCUUGAAGUUUAUCAAAAUUGCUCAGCGCCUUAAUCGGGAUUUGCCUGUUGAUGAACUUUUGGCUAAAUGUGAUAAGCUUGAUUCUGAGUCUCCUUUACAGUCAACCAGGAAAAGUGGUAAUGAGAUUGGGGAUGAGCCUGGUCCUUCAAAAAAUGACGAGGGAGUGAAUGGGGAGCGAAGUUAUAAUGAAGAACGUGUUCAAUUGAUUAAGCAGAUUAGGAGGAACAAAGACUAUUAUGAGGUUCUUGGUCUGGAGAGGACUUGCUCAGUUGAGGAAAUUCGGAAGGCUUAUAGGAAAUUGUCGUUGAAAGUUCAUCCGGACAAGAACAAGGCGCCCGGGUCAGAGGAGGCAUUUAAGAAGGUGAGCAAGGCCUUCAAGUGCUUGAGUGAUGUAGAGUCUAGGAAACAGUACGAUCAAACCGGAUUGGUGGACGAGUUUGAGUACAACCAGCAGCACAAUGUCAGGAGGCGGAGGAGGCGAACUGGGCACGACUUUUUUGAUGAUGAUUUUGAUCCUGAUGAGAUAUUCAGGGCCUUUUUUGGCCAGGGUGACUUGUUUCGAGCGGGUCAUGUUUAUAGAGCCCGAGGAAUGGGUGGUCAGCCGAGGGAGGAGUUUAAUGGAGCAGGACUUAAUUUCAUGCUUCUUCUUCAAUUGUUACCGUUCUUGAUCAUAAUAUUGCUUGCAUAUAUGCCUUUUUCGGAGCCCGACUAUUCACUGCAUAAGAAUUACGCCUACCAGGUUCCCAAGACAACUGAGAAAUAUGGGGUCGAAUUUUACGUUAAGUCGGCAGCGUUUGAUAAGCAGUAUCCUCUUGGAAGUCCUGCUCGAGCAGAUAUCGAGGACAAUGUGAUCAGGGACUACAGAACUAUGCUUUUGCGCUACUGUCAGGUAGAGCUCCAGAGAAGGCAUUGGAAUAAGAAUAUGCCUACUCCUCAUUGCAAUAAGCUACAUAAUCUUGGAUUAGCGUGAAGGAACCGCAGUAAUGCUAGGAUGUGGUGUCCUUUCUAUGACAACAUGAUGAUGAACCGGGACUCAAAGUAAUAGCUGAUCGAGAAAAGGCAAUCGCGGGCAUGAGUUCCACUUUUUUGACUCGGGAUUUUCCACUUCUCCAAGCUGACAUUUUUCCAUGCAGACCGUUCAAUUGUGAUCCAAGAUGGGGUUGGUAAAGAUGGUUUUCCUCACCUUACCACUUGCUUUGUGAAUGUGGUGAAAUGUGAAGAUGUACUCGGGGAACACCUGGUGGAGCUAUUGUCGGAAUGGAAUAUAGCAUAAGUUGAACAAUCUGAAUUUGAUGUGUCAUGCAGAUUCUCUCCUCUCUUAUCAUUUUUAUAUUAGAUCACGCAGCCUCAAUUCUUCAUUUUUAUUGUAUUUGCUUAAUGUGGUAGGCAGCUUGUAUGAAAGUUGUUUAUGGUGCCAAGGUAUACUUGUGCUUGUUUGUCA
Molecule: messenger RNA, 1869 nt
Organism: Morus notabilis
Lineage: Eukaryota; Viridiplantae; Streptophyta; Magnoliopsida; Rosales; Moraceae
Product: chaperone protein dnaJ 49
Exons: 3
Coding region: 349-1398 (349 amino acids)
Biological process (GO): cellular response to misfolded protein
Cellular component (GO): endoplasmic reticulum membrane
Molecular function (GO): Hsp70 protein binding
Source: RefSeq, a predicted model, not a curated record